Gambusia affinis (western mosquitofish) is the source of this 6972-nucleotide messenger RNA. Its product is annotated as HEAT repeat-containing protein 5B-like. The record is from RefSeq and is a predicted model, not a curated record. Gene Ontology annotation, biological process: intracellular protein localization; retrograde transport, endosome to Golgi; endocytosis. Gene Ontology annotation, cellular component: endocytic vesicle; Golgi apparatus; membrane. NCBI's taxonomy places the organism in Eukaryota, Metazoa, Chordata, Actinopteri, Cyprinodontiformes, Poeciliidae.
UUCCCACCGGAAGUACUUGUUUGCAACGCCGCUGAUAUUUGUCGUCAUUCAUCCUGGAUCAUCGAAACACAGACAAAGGUGGACAGUGUUGAUCCUCACCAUGGAGCUGGCUCACAGUCUGCUGCUCAAUGAGGAUGCUCUGGCUCAGAUCACAGAAGCAAAGAGACCAGUCUUCAUCUUCGAAUGGCUUCGAUUCCUGGAUAAAGUGCUUGUGGCAGCAAAUAAGGUGGAUGUGAAGGAGAAGCAGAAGAAGCUGGUGGAACAGUUAACAGGACUGAUCAGCAGCGCCCCUGGACCACCAACUAGAAAACUGCUGGCUAAAAACCUUGCUACUCUCUACAGCAUUGGCGAUACCUUUACCGUGUUCCAGACUCUGGAUAAAUGCAAUGAGAUCAUUAAAAGCAAGGAUGACACACCUGCAUACUUACCAACAAAACUUGCUGCAGUGGCUUGUGUUGGAGCAUUUUAUGAAAAGAUGGGCCGGAUGUUGGGAAGCUCAUUUCCAGACACCAUUAAUAAUCUCCUGAAAGCUCUAAAGAGUGCAGAGUCCCAAGGCAGAGGAGAGAUCCUGCUCAGCCUGCAGAAGGUGCUGAGUGGACUAGGCGGAGCUGCAGCUUCAUGUCACAGAGACAUCUACAAGAACGCCCGCUCCCUGCUCACAGACAGAUCCAUGGCCGUCCGCUGUGCGGUAGCCAAGUGCCUACUGGAGCUGCAGAAUGAGGCGGUGUUCAUGUGGACAACAGAACUGGAGAAUGUGGCCACUUUGUGUUUUAAAUCCUUGGAAGGCUCCAACUAUGGUGUUCGAGUGGCAGUGGCCAAACUGCUAGGAACCGUCAUGGCAACAGCGCUCAUGCCCAAACAAGCUGCAGUGAUGCGUCAGAACGUGAAGCGGGCCACACUGGACGAGGUUCUGGAGUUGAUGGCCACCGGGUUUCUACGGGGCGGAUCUGGCUUCCUGAAGAGUGGAGGGGAGAUGCUAAAGGGUGGGGUGUCGGUCAGCAGGGAGGUUCGAGUCGGGGUCACACAGGCUUACGUUGUCUUUGUGACCACACUGGGUGGUCAGUGGCUGGAGCGCAAUUUUGCCACAUUUCUGUCCCACGUUCUGGACCUUGUGUCUCACCCGCGGGCCACCCAGACACACGUGGAAGCUGUGUACUCGCGGCGCUGUGUGUCCUUCAUGCUGCGUGCCACCUUGGGGGGGUUACUGGGAGAAAAAGCUCAGAUUGCCGCCGGCAAAGAAAUCUGCCAAGCCAUCAGCAAACAAAUGAGGGCUGUGGGUAAGGAGGAUGGGGGGGAAAUAUCACGGUUCAGAGCAUUGCAGAAGGCAGUAGUGAACGACAUCAGUGGGGAGAACAAGGCAGGGGCAGCGGACGUCUCUGCCAGUCAGCAUGUCAUGGUGUGCGCCCUGAAAGAGCUAGGCAGUUUAGUCCAGAGCUUGAGUGCCACGGCUUCUCCGCUCAUCCAGGAGCCUUCGAUUGGGCUUCUGGAAACUGUAACCUCGGUGCUACUGCACCCGAGCAUGGCAGCGCGCCUGGCGGCUGCGUGGUGUCUGCGCUGUGUGACUGUGGCUCUGCCCUAUCAGCUGUCUCCGCUGCUGGACCGCUGCGCUGAGAGAAUCAACAACCUGAAGAGUUCUCCAGAGGCUGUGAGCGGCUACAGCUUCGCAAUGGCCGCUCUACUGGGAGGAGUACACCAGUGUCCACUGGGUAUUCCUCACUCCAAGGGCAAGCUAGUGGUGAGCAUAGCCGAGGACCUCCUGCGUACUGCGGCUCAGAACAGCCGGCUGUCCCUGCAGCGCACGCAGGCUGGAUGGCUCCUACUGGGGGCUCUCAUGACUUUGGGUUCCUCACUCGUCCGCUACCACCUUCCCAAAAUGCUGCUGCUGUGGAGAAACGUGUUUCCACGCUCCCAGAAGGAGCUGGAGGCUGAAAAGGCCAAAGGAGACUCCUUCACCUGGCAGGUCACUCUGGAGGGCCGGGCCGGAGCGUUGUGUGCCAUGCGCAGCUUUGUGGCACACUGUCCUGAGCUUCUCACUGAAGACGUAAUCCGUAGACUCAUGACUCCCAUUGAAUGUGCAAUGACCAUGAUGUCACAGGUCCCUGCCAUCACCAAAGUCCAUGGUGCUCACCUAAAAGCAAGUGCAGCAAUGGUGAGACUCAGGUUGUAUGACAUCUUGGCCCUCCUGCCUCCUAAGACAUAUGAAGGCAGCUUCAAUGCGCUUCUGAGGGAACUGGUGGCAGAGUUCACUUUGACCGACAACUCCGCCAACACCACCACCUCGCUGUUGCGCUCUUUGUGUCACUAUGACGACAGUGUGCUCAUGGGCUCCUGGCUACAGGAAACUGACCACAAGUCCAUCGAGGAUCAACUGCAGCCCAACAGCGCCUCUGGCAGCGGCGCUCUGGAGCAUGACCCCUCGUCCAUCUACCUGCGUGUUCCCGUCGGUGAGGCCAUUCCUGGGCCUCUGCCUCUGGGCGUGUCCGUCAUUGACGCUUCCGUUGCUCUGUUUGGCGUGGUUUUCCCUCACGUCUCCUUCAAACACAGGCUGCAGAUGCUAGACCACUUUGCAGAGUGCAUAAAGCAGGCCAAAGGAGUUCGACAGCAGGCAGUCCAGCUGAACAUCUUUACUGCAGUGCUUAGUGCUCUCAAGGGUUUGGCUGAGAACAAGAGCACUUUGGGCCCAGAGGAGGUGCGCAAGUCAGCUCUGGCCCUGGUGAUGGGAGCUCUGGACAAUCCUAAUCCCAUUUUGCGUUGUGCUGCUGGAGAGGCUUUGGGCAGGAUGGCUCAGGUGGUGGGAGAGGCCACAUUCAUCGCCAGAAUGGCACAGACCAGCUUUGACAAGCUGAAGUCGGCUCGUGAUGUGGUGUCAAGAACGGGCCAUUCAUUGGCUCUCGGCUGUCUUCAUCGAUACGUCGGAGGGAUCGGCUCUGGGCAGCACUUGAAGACCAGUGUCAGCAUCUUGUUGGCUCUCGCUCAGGAUGGAUCUUCUCAUGAAGUUCAGACCUGGUCUCUGCACUCUCUGGCUCUUAUUGUGGAUUCUAGCGGGCCAAUGUACCGAGGUUACGUGGAGCCAACGCUCUCCUUGGUGCUCACGCUGCUCCUUACCGUGCCGCCUUCUCACACAGAGGUCCACCAGUGUUUGGGUCGCUGCUUGGGAGCUCUGAUCACCACUGUUGGACCAGAAUUACAAGGAAAUGGAGCAACUGUUUCCACCAUCCGCUCGUCCUGCCUGGUCGGUUGUGCCAUCAUGCAGGAUCACUCUGACUCCCUGGUCCAGGCAGCUGCCAUCUCUUGUUUGCAGCAGCUGCACAUGUUCGCUCCUCGACACGUGAACCUGUCCAGCCUGGUUCCCUGCCUCUGUGUGCACUUGUGCAGCUCUCACUUAUUACUGCGUCGUGCUGCCGUAGCAUGCCUUAGACAGCUCGCACAGCGGGAGGCCGCAGAGGUGUGCGAGUACGCCAUGAGUCUGGCAAAGAAAGCAGGAGAUGGCAAGGACAAUACAACCAUCAAUCUAAAUAUAACAGAAACCGGGUUGGAAGGUGUUCUGUUUGGCAUGCUGGAUCGAGAGACGGACAGAAAGUUGUGUUCUGACAUCCAUGACACACUGGGGCACAUGCUGUCAUCUCUUGCUGUGGAGAAGCUUUCUCAUUGGCUCAAACUCUGCAAAGAUGUCCUCGCGGCAACAACGGACGUGGGGGGAGCCAUGGCAUUUGAGGUGGAAAAGGAUGAGGAGGCCUCUGAGAAAAAAGACGAGAUGGAUGACGACACCAUGUUCACAGGCCUGGGUGAUGAUGACAAGUCCAAGCCCUCCGUGGCGCCGCGCUGGGUGACGCGGGUGUUUGCCGCCGACUGCUUGUGCCGCAUCAUCCUGCUAUGUGAGAAUGCAGAUAAGGCGCACUUUGACCUGGCAACUGCUCGCUCUGCUCAAGCAAAAAAUCCCAAAGGAGAUCUAUUGGUGCUCCAUCUGUCUGACCUGAUCCGUAUGGCCUUCAUGGCAGCCACUGACCACAGCAACCAGCUGAGGAUGGCUGGUCUGCAGGCCCUGGAAGACAUAAUUAAAAAGUUUGCGUCCGUACCAGAGCCUGAGUUUCCAGGGCAUGUUAUUUUGGAGCAGUACCAAGCCAAUGUUGGCGCUGCCCUCAGACCUGCUUUUUCUCCUGAUACACCGUCUGAUAUAACAGCGAAGGCAUGCCAGGUAUGCAGUACGUGGAUUGGUAGUGGUGUAGUCAGCGACCUCAAUGACCUGCGGCGAGUCCACAAUCUGCUGGUCUCCUCGCUGGACAAGGUGCAGUCUGGGAAGAGCUCCUCCAGUCAGCUGUACAGUGAGAGUGCCACCACCAUGGAGAAGCUGGCCGUGCUAAAGGCUUGGGCCGAGGUGAGCUUCAAAAUGACAGAAUGUCUCAUUUUUCCUGACCUGGGUGCAGAUGUGCUUCCUCCAGACAGCCUCAUUACCUUAGUGCAGCCGGAGCUGCCUUCACUGAGCCGACUCUGGCUGGCCAUGCUGCGAGACUAUGCGCUGCUCACUCUGCCUGCUGAGUUCUCAAGUCAGCUCCCACCUGAUGGCGGUGCGUUUUAUACCCCAGAGACAAUAGAUACAGCGAGACUCCACUACCGCAGCUCUUGGGCCCCUGUGCUGCAUGCUGUGGCCCUCUGGUUGAAUAGCAACGGGUUUGAAAUUAAUGAUAACCAACAGGAUCUCUCAUCGACUCCUUCCAAAGUUCCCAAUGCUCUUCAGGGAAGCCCUUCCUCAGCAAAGAUGCUGGAGGAGUCGGUUAAAGACAGAAUGCAUCUUAUGCUGGGUGUCAGCAUAGAGUUCCUGUGCUUCCCGCGGCCCGAGGAGCCCAUUGAACACGUGAUGUCCUGCUUGCAGGCUCUGUCGACUCUGCUAGAAACUCCUUGUGCUAAGACACAUAUGGCAGAGGACCAGCUGCUGGCAGUGGAGCUCCUGAAUGUGCUGCACAGACUGCUGCUGACGCGGGAUCCUCCUGCGGUCCAGCUUCAGGUCACAGCGGUGGUGCAGGAGACCAUCAGAGCUGCAGUGGACCACCUACAACAACAAAGGGCCAACAGAGGCAAAGAAGAUGAAGGUGAAAAAGAUUCUCUGACCGACCUAGGAGAAGGCGGGGACACAGGAGAGCUCGUACCUGGCAAGUCUCUGGUUUACGCAGCUAUGGAGCUGCUUGUGUUCAUCCUGGUGCGCCACAUACCACAGCUUAAUUCCCGAGUGAAGGAGUCACCCAGCCAUGCCCCUUUGAGGCCUCAGAGACUACCAGACGAAAGCGCACGACUGGUGGCAAACACGGUCUCCAUCCUGGCAGAGUUGCCUUUGCUGUGCUCUCCUGCUGGAGCAACAACCAUUCUUCCUACAGUGCUUUUCCUAAUCACUGGGGUCCUAAAGGAAACUGCAAUUAAAGCUGCUGACAACUCUGUGCCUGUACCUGUAUCAGCCGCUCUGCAGGGCAUUAAGACCAUCAUCACCUCACCGUUGGCCCGGAAGGAGAGCAUUCAGACUCAGUGGACCACCCUGGUCAGGAGCAGCCUGGCAUCUGUGCUUGAAUACUCUCAUCCAGAUGAGUCCAGACCUGACAUGGAUGAAGUCAGUAUGUUGACAGCAAUAACUCUCUUCCUGCUGUCAGCCAGUAGUGAGCUGGUGGGAGUGAUCGUCCUGCAGAAAGGCUGCAUGGACCGCUUCCGAAAUGCCCUCAACUCUAGUGAUCCCUGGGUUCAGGCCCGGUGCUACCAGCUGCUUUUGUCAGUGUUUCAACACUCCAACCGAGCUUUGUCCACUCCUUACAUCCACGCCCUAGCUCCACUCAUGGUGGAGAAGCUAAAGGCGGUGGAACGCAGUCGGCCAGGAACUGCUGCUGAGCUGCAGGCUGUGCAGGAGGGAAUCAGGGUCCUAGAGAAUCUGGUCAGCAUGGGCGAAGAGAAGAACAGAGUGCAGCUGUUGGCUCUUCUUGUUCCUACUCUCAUCUCUUACCUUUUGGAUGAGAAUGCGAUCUCCUCCGCACCUCAAGUCUCUAAAAACCUGCACGAUUUUGCCCUUCAGAACUUAAUGCGAAUUGGGCCUCUGUAUCCAGCUGCCUUCAAGACCGUAAUCGGUGCAGCACCUGAGCUUAAAACGCGUCUUGAGUCUGCUAUUCGAGCUAAUCAGGCGAGCAGCAAAGCCAAAGACGCUGCAAGGCAAACUCAGCCAACUGUGCAAGCUGCACCGACUAUUAAACUCAAGACGAGCUUCUUCUGAACACAUCAAGAUGUACUCUACCCUCUCAAAAGAGCUUAUGCUGUCUGUCUUUUUAUUUUCCCUGAUGACAAUGUACUGCUUACCGUAUCUGUUAUUCAUUAAAAUUUGUUAAAUGUAUUAUUUAUUCUUCAUCUCAACUUUGUAUUAAACUAUCCUUAGUCAAAUGGUAAUUUGUAAAUAGCAUCAAAGAAACUUUUGAAUGUUCACUUCAGAAAGCUUGUUUUAACAUCUCAAGUUUUUAUUUGAUGAAUGUAUCACAUCCAGACUUGACUUUUUCCCCUGUGAUUAAUAUCAUUUAAAGGCUUAGGUUCAGCCAUAGUGUUUCUUCACCAUUUGAUAGUUAUGUUUUCUCACAAAUGUGAUUUUAUGUAUUUGAUAAAUUUGUGCAGUAUGUCACAUUCAGGUCUGCUGAUUUCCAUCAGUUAUGUUUUAGUUUUUAGUUUUUACUCUUAGUUGUGGAACCCAGGAAACGAUAGAAUAAAAUGAGAAGAUAUAUGUAUAUAUAUCACUUUAUUGAGCCAGAUUUGAGAUUUUACAAAAUUUCUUCAAAUGCUGUAUUUCUUUAGCUAAUAAUAGGUAUGGGGAUAUUUUGACAUUUAAUGUUUUUGUUUCAGAUUGCAUUAACUGUUUUCCCCAUGAAGGAAUUUUAACCCUCUUUAUUAUUUACUACUAGUUAUUAUGUAAACAUUAAUUGCUUACUUUAUCAUUUUUGGGAAGUUUGAAUAAAG